AUGGGAUAUAUUCUAAGCACACCACAGCAUGUAGCACCUCACACCUCACCCCACAGCACACAGCAGACAGCACAGCAUGCAGCACCUCACACCACAGUACACAGCACACGGCACCUUACACCACACAGCACACAUCACAGCAUGCAGCACCUCACACCACAGUACACAGCACACAGCACCUUACACCACAGCACACAGCACCUCACACCACAGCAUGCAGCACCUCACACCACAGUACACAGCACACAGCACCUCACCACAGCACACAGCACCUCACACCACAGCAUGCAGCACCUCACACCACAGCAUGCAGCACCUCACACCACAGCACACAGAACCUCACACCACACCACACAGCACCUCACACCACAGCAUGCAGCACCUCACAUCACAGCACAUCACCUCACACCACAACACACAGCACCUCACACCACAGCACAUAGCACCUCACACGACGGCACACAGCACCUCACACCACAGCAUGCAGCACCUCACACCACAGCAUGCAGCACCUCACACCACAGCACACAGCACCUCACACCACAGCAUGCAGCACCUCACAUCACAGCACAUCACCUCACACCACAACACACAGCACCUCACACCACAGCACAUAGCACCUCACACGACGGCACACAGCACCUCACACCACAGCACACAGCACUUCACACAGCACCUCACACCACAGCAUGCAGCACCUCACAUCACGGCACAGAGCACUUCACACCACAGCACACAGCAACUCACACCACAGCAUGCAGCACCUCACACCACCGCACACAGCACCUCACACCACACACCACAGCACACAACACCUCACACCACCGCACACAGCAAGCACCUCACAUAUAUAAGUUAACACAAAGCUGUCUGGAUAAGUGA
Scylla paramamosain (green mud crab) is the source of this 882-nucleotide messenger RNA. RefSeq names its product mucin-3A-like. The transcript has a single exon. The record is from RefSeq and is a predicted model, not a curated record. Lineage: Eukaryota; Metazoa; Arthropoda; Malacostraca; Decapoda; Portunidae. The coding region runs from base 1 to 882 and encodes 293 amino acids.